CAUUAACAACUAUAGGUCAUCGUACGGCCUUCACCGAUGAGCAAAGCCCAUACCGCAUAGUAUGUCGGUCUAUAGUGUUAAACAUCGCCGGAUCGUUGUGUUUUUUUAAUGAGUUCCUUGUCUCUCUUUUUCAGUUAUAUUUAAAAAAUUUCACAGAUAAUGACAGAAUGGCAUGACCUGUAAGAAUAUCACGUUUGAACCAAUGUCAUAACAGAUGGUUAAAGAAUACAAGUGUUCCUUGUGUGGGAAGUGUCACCUUAAAGAUAGACGUCCUAUUAAGUCUACACCUUUAAAGAAAUAUGUAUCAUCAAUAAUUGGACGUAAUGUAGAAAAUGAUGAAGUUAUCUGUGGAAAAUGUAGAACUAUGUUUAACAAAUCGGCUAAGACAAAUGUACAGACGAACAACAAUACUUCUGAAGACAGUGAUUCUGAAUUUGUGGUAGAAAAUUCACCAAUUAUCGAUAUCCAAAGUCCAAAAACAAUUCACCUGAAUAUUUCGUCAACGCAUACUUCUCAUAAAUACUGUAUAAUAUGUAAGAAAAAAGGAAAUAAGCGUGUUAAACUAUGCGUUGUUCCUUUGAAAGCAAGAACACAAGCAUUUAUACAAAACGCAAUAUUUGUUGACUCUAAAGCAAGAUGUUGCACGUCUCAUCUUCAAGAACAUAAUUUUUCUCGAGCAUCACUGAUGAUCCUGAAAGCUAAAUACACUAAAUCUUUCUUCAGCCGUACCGAAAUUGUAGCUCUUCUAGAAAAUGUCCGGCUUACUAUGUCAAAAUCCUCUAUUUUGGAUUUUGAUAAUCCAUCUAGACUAACAGACGAUGAUUAUUUUAACUUAACUGGGUUAACAAAGCAGCAGUUUGAGGAUUUGUCAACUUACACUACUACAAUACGUCAAUCUAAUGUAAGAUCUGUUCGAACAUGUUUGGCAAUACUUUUGACUAAAUUACGCACUGGUCUUCCUAAUCAAAUUCUUGGAACUAUAUUUUCACUGACAAAAAGCCAAGUUCAAAGAAGUAUACACAGCGCUCGAACUUCUUUGCAGUCAUUUGUUACUCAGAAUGUAGGGUUUCAGCACAUAAGCCAUGUUGAUUUUGUUGAGAAUCAUACAACUGCCACUGCUCAAACACUUUUUGGCAACAACGAAAAAGUAGCUAUUAUAGUAAUGGACGGCACCUACAUAUACAUCCAAAAAAGUUCAGAUUACAAAUUCCAACGCCAAUCAUAUAGCUUGCAUAAACAUCGUCCUUUGGUAAAGCCAAUGGUGGUUGUUGGGACAGACGGCUAUAUUCUUUCCGUUUUAGGUCCCUACUUAUCCAAUGGUAAAAACAACGAUGCAGCUAUUACUAAACAUAUGGUGGCAGUGAAUGCUGAAGGAAUGAAUGAAUGGCUUCAACAGGAUGAUGUAUGUAUUGUCGAUAGAGGUUUCCGUGAUGUUGUGGAAUACCUUGAACAACAGGGUUACUCUGUUCAGAUGCCACUAUACCUUAAAAAGGGUCAAAAACAGCAUACAACAGAAGAGGCAAAUAGCAGUAGACUAGUUACAAAAGUCAGGUGGAUUGUAGAAAGUGUUAAUGGUAGGCUGAAACAAUGGCGUUUUUUUGACAAGGUUGUUUCCAACCAUUACAUCCCUUUCAUCGGAGAAUUGUUACGGUUAGUUUGUGCAUUGUGUAACAAAUAUCGACCUGCAAUUGCCAGCUCAAAUGCAGAUGAUAUCAAAAUAGCUGAGGUAAUGCUUGAUAAAUGCAAGAAAGGAAAUUUAGUUCAAGCGAUUGUUGAAAAUGAGGGAUUGAUAAAUAAACGGGUAAUAUAUACACUAGUUGAUGGAUCCUCAGCGGAUCAGCUAAAAGAUUUCCCGGUCUUGUCCGAGGAAAAACUCUGCCAGAUAACAAUGGGGAUAUACCAACUAAAACAAUCCCCUUUAUAUGUUAGAGAGCAUAUUGGUGAUGACAGUGUAUAUCAGCUAUAUGUUUGUAAGAUCAAGGAGAACUUGAUUAAAAUCAAAUUGCAGUCUCGUUUUAGUAACAGCGCUACCCACAAUGUAUUUGUACAGUAUACAUUAGACGGUGAAAUAAGUGGGUGGUACUGUACUUGCAAGGUUGGAGCCAGAAUUGUUGGAUGUUGUGCCCACGUAUCCAGUGUACUUUGGUACUUAGGAUUACACCGACUUCAAAAUACAUCUAUUAAUAGUCCCAGAUUUACGAAGUCAGUUUUGGAUGCCUCAGAUCUACCCGAAUUAGACACUGACAGUGACGGUAGUUCUGAUGUUGAGGAAUGAUUCUACAAUGUGUCUAGUAGUCGUUUGGCUCCGGUGGCAACUUCUUAAUAUUUUAAUGAUUUAGAACUUUCCAGAAACAUUUAUAUAGUCAGACAUAACAAAAUAGUAUAUAUAAGUAAGGAUGAACAGUAUUAAUAGGUAUUGGAAAUAAUUUAUUUGUCAAUCUAGAUUUAAACUUUUUAUUCUUCAGCUACA
Mytilus trossulus (common blue mussel) is the source of this 2470-nucleotide messenger RNA. RefSeq lists its product as uncharacterized. Bases 215 to 2275 code for a protein of 686 amino acids. Lineage: Eukaryota; Metazoa; Mollusca; Bivalvia; Mytilida; Mytilidae. Gene Ontology annotation, molecular function: zinc ion binding. The record is from RefSeq and is a predicted model, not a curated record. The transcript is spliced from 2 exons.